This is a messenger RNA of Ceratotherium simum simum (southern white rhinoceros), 2293 nucleotides long. It is a transcript of the gene SLC43A3, whose product is annotated as solute carrier family 43 member 3. Gene Ontology annotation, molecular function: transmembrane transporter activity. Lineage: Eukaryota; Metazoa; Chordata; Mammalia; Perissodactyla; Rhinocerotidae. Gene Ontology annotation, biological process: transmembrane transport. The record is from RefSeq and is a predicted model, not a curated record.
UUGCAGCUGUUUCUAACAGCUGGCCUCUUUCUCCACUGCACGAAGAACGCUUUGUCCACCUGUACCUUUCCCCCAGCCACCUGCACCAAGCAGCCUCCGCCUUAUUUUACAGGAUCCAGAGACUCACUUGCUGAUGGUUUUUGCCCAAGUUGGAACAGCCGGAACCAGAGAGCUACCUGACCGGAAGGGCCUGCCAACGGAAUUUUCCAAGUGCUAAAACGCCAGGCCUUGCAGCUCCUGUGGUCAGCCCAGGAGGCCACCAGUGGGAUUGGAGGAUCGGCAGCACCUCAGGCCAUGGCGGGUCAGGGCCUGCCCCUACGAGUGGCCACCCUGCUGACUGGGCUGCUGGAAUGUCUUGGCUUUGCGGGCGUCCUCUUCGGCUGGGCGUCGCUGGUGUUCGUCUUCAAAAUAGAACGUUACUUUGAAGAGCUGUGUGAACGGAAUGCCGGGCUGACGGGCAAUGCCACGCUGAUGGGCAAUGUCACCGGGCAGACUGACUGCAAAGCCCAGGAUGAGAGGUUCUCGCUCAUCUUUACCGUGGCGUCCUUCAUGAACAACUUCAUGACGUUCCCCACCGGCUACAUCUUUGACCGUUUCAAGACCACCGUGGCCCGCCUCAUAGCCAUAUUUCUCUACACCAGUGCCACUCUCACCAUAGCCUUCUCCUCUGCAGGAUCAGCCCUGCUGCUCUUCCUGGCCAUGCCCAUGCUCAGUAUUGGGGGAAUCCUGUUUCUGAUCACCAACCUGCAGGUUGGAAACCUAUUUGGCAAACACCGCUCGACCAUCAUCACCCUCUACAAUGGAGCAUUUGACUCUUCCUCAGCAGUCUUCCUUAUCGUUAAGCUCCUUUAUGAACAGGGCAUUAGCCUGAGGACUUCCUUCAUCUUCUUCUCUGUCUUCAGUAUCUGGCAUGUUGGGCGCACUUUCCUUCUUAUGCCCCGGGGGCACAUCCCCUUCCCGCUGCCCCCCAACUACCGCUAUGGCCUGUGCUCUGGGAAUGACACCAGAGAGGAGGAGAAGACAGUGGAGUCCAAAAAGCGAGAACUAGAGUCGAAGGAGUUCCUUUCGCCAAAGGAAGAGAUCCCAGAUCCAGGGCAGCAGAAGGAACUCCGUCCUUUCUGGAGAUACGCUUUCUCUCGGCGCUUUGCUUGGCACCUGGUGUGGCUGUCUGUGAUACAAUUGUGGCAUUAUCUCUUCAUUGGCACCCUCAACUCUCUGCUGACCAACUUGGCCAAGGGGGACAGGGGACUAGUCAGCACCUACACAAAUGCCUUUGCCAUCACUCAGUUCUUUGGAGUGCUCUGUGCCCCCUGGAAUGGCCUGCUCAUGGACCGGCUUAAACAGAGGUACCAGAAGAAAGCAAAAAAGACAGGUUCCUCAGCCUCGGCGGUGGUCCUUUGCUCCACGGUGCCUUCGCUGGCCCUUACAUCUCUGCUGUGCCUGGGCUUCGCCCUCUGUGCCUCGAUCCCUGUCCUCCCCCUCCAGUAUGUCACCUUCAUCCUGCAAGUGAUCAGCCGCUCCUUCCUGUAUGGGGGCAAUGCUGCCUUCCUGACCCUUGCUUUCCCUUCAGAUCACUUUGGGAAGCUCUUUGGGCUAGUGAUGACCUUGUCAGCCGUCGUGUCUCUGCUCCAGUUCCCCGUCUUCACCUUCAUCAAGGGCCCCCUCCAGAAUAACCCAUUCUAUGUGAAUGUGAUGCUGGUGCUUGCCACUCUGCUGACGUUUGUCCACCCCUUCCUGGUCUACCGGGAAUGCCAGCGGGAAGAAGGGCCCCCUGCAGUCGCCUAGUUCAGAAGCCCUCGCUUUUCAGCUCUGCAGAUGCUUUUGCUAAUCUUCCCCCACCUUUGAGGACCCCGUGUCCAGAAAGUCUUUUGCCAACUUAGGCUACUUGUAUUAACCAAAUGUUAUUUUUUCUUGGAAAAAAAAAAGAAAGACAUUUAACUGCUAGCUGAGACUUCUGAUCGGCAAGAAAAGAAUUUCAGUUGCCAAGCUGAUUGGUACCCUACAGACCCAUAGCAAAGGCUGGUGGAAGUUCUCCUUAGUUCCAGAGCAGGAAGCACAUGGCCUUGGCAGACCCUUGACCCGAGGGGAGGUGAUGUGAUGGGGGAGGAGGUGUGUCACCUCCUUCUCUAAGCCUCUUUGGCCAUGAAACCCGUGCUUGUGUGGGCCCCGUGCUGCCAGGUAAAUUUCCAGGUGAAGAGUGAGGUCGUCAUGGCCUCAGCUAUGCCACCCGGCAUUGAGAGGUGGAACCCAGCUCUCCCCCAAAGGCACAGCCUUGGUUAGAUAGUGGCAGUGA